Aplysia californica (California sea hare) is the source of this 849-nucleotide messenger RNA. Its product is annotated as sarcoplasmic calcium-binding proteins I, III, and IV. The record is from RefSeq and is a predicted model, not a curated record. NCBI's taxonomy places the organism in Eukaryota, Metazoa, Mollusca, Gastropoda, Aplysiida, Aplysiidae. Gene Ontology annotation, molecular function: calcium ion binding.
GUGACGGUCUCAUCACGGAGGAAGAGCUGAUCAGGUUCUACAGGGAGAUGGUCAAAGUGGAAGACCCAGCUCUUGAGGGACACACGAAGGAAGCCUAUAAAGACAUGACAGAUGGCGGCAGAUACCCUUUGAACCUGGAUGGCUACGAGCAAAUAUUUGCAAACUUUUUGAUCGGGAAGACACCACACGGCCCAGGAAAAUAUAUCUUUGGCUGCUUCAAACACGACAACACCAACUGGCAACUGAUCGCACCCUUAUCAACACAUGAUGAUGCUCACUCUGCGAAACCAAAGGAAGAAAAUAAAAUUGUGCAAGAGAAGAGGCCUAAGAAGUUUGGUGUUCUGUUCACUUAAAUAUGUAUUUGAGCUUUGUCACUUCAGCUCUCUGUCCAGUAAUAACGAGAACAGGCGUGUGAUUGGGGCAUAUAUUUAGAUAUUUGCCAUUGAUUCCCCAUGAUAAACCAUCAAAUGAUAUUGCAAAAUGAAUGCCAAAUUGAGUGUUGCUCCUAAUUUUCCAAUUUUGCUCUUUUUUUCGACAUAUUAUAGGCUAAUUAACUGCACAAAUACAGUUAUUGUGAGGCCUUCAAUAUUGGUCGAAGAGGGGAUUGUGGUGGGGGGUUUCUUUGUACAGAAAAAAUAUCACUGAAUGCAUAUCUCUGCAAUUAGCUUUUGGUAGUGAGAAAUACUACAAGGAAUACAAAAUAAUGACGCACAAUCCUUUACGCUUUGUAAGACAUGAGGAACUGCAUUUUUGCCCCCAUCGCCACAUAAGAAAAAUUGAUAAAAAGCACUUGUCAAAUUGAUCAUGAAGAGAUUAAUGAGUUUGGAUGAUGAUCAGAUUUUUAAAAAA